Molecule: messenger RNA, 1385 nt
Organism: Selaginella moellendorffii
Lineage: Eukaryota; Viridiplantae; Streptophyta; Lycopodiopsida; Selaginellales; Selaginellaceae
Product: spermidine synthase 2
Exons: 9
Coding region: 212-1180 (322 amino acids)
Biological process (GO): spermidine biosynthetic process
Cellular component (GO): cytosol
Molecular function (GO): spermidine synthase activity
Source: RefSeq, a predicted model, not a curated record
UGAAAAAGCUAAAGAAACUCGCAUCACUCUUGCAAGCUUUCUUUUUCCUCUAGUUUUCCCAAAGAUUUUGUUCUCAGAGUAUCAGAGAAGGUAGCAUAUUGUCACUGCGUGUAAUGUACUGACCAUUUCUACUGGAGAGGCAUUUAAGUGCCUGUAGCAAACGAGGGUCAAGGCUUAAAAGUUCGAGGCGUUUGAAGCAAGCGUGAGAGCGAUGGACGGCGGCGUGAGCUCGAGCAACAAGUCGUCACAGAUCAUGGCUGGAUGGUUCUCGGAGAUCAACCGAAUGUGGCCAGGUGAAGCGCUGUCACUGCAAGUGGACAAGAUCGUUUUUCAGGGCAAGUCCGAGUUCCAGGAUGUUCUCGUGUUUGAGUCGAGAUCUCAUGGGCGGGUCCUAGUUCUGGACGGCGUCAUCCAGCUAUCGGAGAGAGACGAAUGCUCGUAUCAGGAGAUGAUCACACACCUCCCCUUGUGCUCCAUAUCAAACCCCACAAAGGUGCUGGUCGUGGGAGGUGGCGAUGGCGGAGUUUUGAGGGAGCUCGCGAGGUACCCAUCAAUCGAGCGGAUUGAUCUCUGCGAGCUUGACAAGAUGGUGAUUGAUGUGGCCAAGGAGUAUUUUCCCGGGCUGGCCUGUGGAUUCGACAACCCUGUGGUCACUCUUCACAUUGGUGACGGGGUCUCGUUCGUGAGGAACGCUCCACCGGAAACUUACGAUGCGAUCCUGAUCGAUUCAACAGAUCCAGAUGGACCGGCGAAAGAACUGUUCGAAGUUCCUUUCUAUCAGGCAGUGGCACGGGCACUGCGACCCCGGGGUGUUAUGUGUGCCUUGUCCGAGAGCCCCUGGCUAAACAUCCAGACCGUGAAGAACCACCUAGACGUGUGCCGUCAAGUGUUCAAGGGGAGCGUGAGAUUCGCAUGGACGACGGUGCCAACAUACCCGAGUGGAGUCAUCGGCUUGGUACUGUGCUCCAAGGAAGCGAUCGAUUUCGAAAAGCCCGUUGUCUCGGACAAGGCGCUGGGGACGAUGCAGCUGGGAGGAGCGAGCUUGAAGCACCCGCUCAAGUACUACAACUCGGCUUUGCACGCGAGCGCCCUGUGCUUGCCCGAGUUUGCGAAGAACGUCCUCACCGUCAAGGAGAGGGACGACGGUGGUGGAAGUCGUGUGGUUGCGAAUGACCACUAAAGGUACCCAGGUAUGGAGAAAGAGUUAUCGAAGUUUGGAAGACAGGCCUAUAAACAUGUAACUGGGAUUGAUCCAUGCGCUCAAUCAAAGCAUGGACCACUUCGUCCCAUGUCACAAGCAACAGAAUUCACCAUUACUGUACUGGGUCUGGAAUUUAUAAGUUUGUAUUUGCAGGAAAACCUUGAGCUAAACUUUCUUACUUGCU